UAUUUGUGUUUUGGUAUUUUUUGUGGAUUUGUUAUUUUGGGUCGUUGUUGUUGGCAGAGGAGCCACGGGCCGUAAUAAAUAUGGAUUUGAGCGAUAAUCAACUGGAGGACCAAUCCUUCAUGUACAAGCACGAGCAAUUAUUCAGCGAGAGCUUUCCACUGUUCAAGGAGAUACGAAGACUGGGCAAACUUUGUGAUGUCACCCUGAAGGUUGAAGAUCAGACAUUCUCCGCACAUCGCGUUGUUCUGGCUGCCACUGUGCCGUAUUUUCAUGCAAUGUUUACGAACAACAUGGCAGAGAGUCGCAUCAAGGAAAUUACCAUGAAGGAGAUUGAGCCGAGCGCUCUGGAGAGCCUGAUUAACUAUGUGUACAGUGGCCAGGUGCGCAUCGAUAACCAAAAUGUGCAGAGCCUCAUGGUUGGCGCAUCGUUUCUGCAAUUGUCCAAUGUGCGCGAUGCGUGCGCUUCUUUCCUCAUCUCUCGAUUCCAUCCGCACAACGUGCUGGGCAUACGAACAUUUGGUGACUCGAUGAUCUGCCGCCAUUUAACCGAUGCCGCCGAUAAGUAUAUUGAUCAAAACUUUGCCAAGGUAUCCCAGUCGGAGGAGUUCCUCACCCUGGACUGCGAACAGUUGUUGGAGCUGAUGCGACGCGAUGAGCUGAACGUUCGUAACGAGGAGGUGAUAUUCGAGGCGUGCAUGCGUUGGGUCAAAUACGCCGAGGAGAAACGGUCGCCACUAUUUCCCAAAGUGCUGGCCGCAGUGCGUCUGCCGCUGCUGUCGCCGCAAUUUCUCGCCGAUCGAGUGGCACGCGAGGAGCUGAUACGCUCAUCUCAUCAAUGCCGCGAUCUGCUAGACGAGGCAAAAGACUUUCAUUUGAUGCCCGAGCGUCGCGGUCUACUGCAGAGUUUCCGUACGCGUCAACGUUGUGGCGAAUUCUUUACGGGCCAAAUUUACGCUGUUGGUGGAUUAGCCAGCACAGGCGAGUCGGUCAGCACCGUGGAAAUUUACGAUCCAGUUGGCAAGAAAUGGAAAAUGGGCGAACAAAUGUCCAUGAUGCGUUCCCGAGUGGGCGUGGCCGUUUUGGAUGGUAAACUUUAUGCAUUUGGCGGUUUCAAUGGCACCGAGCGUCUGUCCACGGUGGAGGUCUAUGAUCCGCGCAAGAACAAAUGGUCUCAGGGCUGUGCCAUGUUGUGUAAGCGCAGUGCUGUGGGCGUGGCUGCCUUGGAUGAUUGCAUUUAUGUGUGUGGUGGAUACGAUGGCGUCACUUCGCUCAACACAGUCGAGGUCUACUAUCCCAAGAUCAAUACGUGGAAAACGGUGGCCCAAAUGAUGAAGUAUCGCUCAGCUGGCGGUGUUACGCAGCUAAAUGGUUAUGUCUAUGCGUUGGGUGGCCACGAUGGCCUGUCCAUCUUUGACUCUGUGGAGCGAUAUGAUCAAAACGAGGAUGUCUGGGUCAAGAUGUCGCCUAUGCUGAAUCGGCGUUGUCGCUUGGGCGUGGCCACCUUGAAUGGCAAAAUCUAUGUGUGUGGUGGCUAUUGUGGCAACUCCUUUCUGCGCUCUGUCGAAUGCUACGACCCGUUAACAGAUACCUGGAAACUGGUCACGCCCAUGAAUUGUAAAAGAUCUCGAGUAGCACUGGCUGCCAAUAUGGGCAAGCUGUGGGCCAUCGGCGGCUAUGAUGGCGAAACGAAUCUGUCCACCGUUGAGGUUUACGAUCCCGAGACGGACAAGUGGACCUUUAUGCCACCAAUGUGUGCCCACAGUGGCGGUGUCGGUGCCGGCGUCAUACGCAUUGAAUAGCCUGCCUAGCCAAAAAACCUCUCGUAGUUAUUUGAUUAGUUAAUUUAUGCAAUUACAUAUUGUAGUCCUUAUACAUAUAUAUACACACACAUAUAUAUAUAUAUAUAUAUGUUUCUCAGUGUGCAACUAAGCUUUAGUGGUCCUUUGGCUACGGCUAUAUUUUUAAAGAAUAAAUUGUUUAUGCCUCUUUCAGGAUUGUUAAGUGUAUAACAUUCCAGUUGUAUGUAUAUGUUUGAUAGUUUGUAACUUAUCCCUAGACUCUAAUACUCAAUAAAUUGUAAGCAAUUGUAUGUUACUCCAAAUUCUACAAUGCAAUUCAAUAUAAAUGUCUUGUGUCCACUUA
Messenger RNA from Drosophila grimshawi, 2142 nucleotides. It is a transcript of the gene KLHL18, whose product is annotated as kelch-like protein 18. The record is from RefSeq and is a predicted model, not a curated record. The transcript has 4 exons. Gene Ontology annotation, molecular function: protein binding. Lineage: Eukaryota; Metazoa; Arthropoda; Insecta; Diptera; Drosophilidae. Bases 81 to 1799 code for a protein of 572 amino acids.